Messenger RNA from Pan troglodytes (chimpanzee), 6818 nucleotides. It is a transcript of the gene INPP4A, whose product is annotated as inositol polyphosphate-4-phosphatase type I A. NCBI's taxonomy places the organism in Eukaryota, Metazoa, Chordata, Mammalia, Primates, Hominidae. The coding region runs from base 1063 to 3648 and encodes 861 amino acids. Gene Ontology annotation, cellular component: cytoplasm. The record is from RefSeq and is a predicted model, not a curated record. The transcript has 26 exons. Gene Ontology annotation, molecular function: phosphatidylinositol-3,4-bisphosphate 4-phosphatase activity.
GGGGCGGGAGGACCAGCACCUGAGGCCGGGCCCGCAGCGCGCGACUUCACAGCCAGGCGGCGGCGCUGCUGCUGCGGGGCUCCGGCGCGCAGCCCGGCGGGACAGCGGGGCGGCUGGCGCCGGGGGCCGGGGAGCGCCAGAUGAUGGAUUUGGACAUGCUUCUAUGAAGAAAUGCCACAUGGUCCGAGAGCAAACAUGUCCAGGCUACUGCCACUUUAGUGGACUAGGGCUUGGUGCCAGCACUUCCCGGGUAAUCAGGCGUGGUCUGACCGAGGAUCAAGAAGCACAUCAUCACCAAUGACAUCAUGACAGCAAGAGAGCACAGCCCUCGCCAUGGUGCCAGGGCCCGUGCAAUGCAGCGGGCUUCCACCAUCGACGUGGCGGCGGACAUGCUGGGCCUCUCUCUGGCAGGAAAUAUACAAGACCCAGAUGAGCCCAUUUUAGAAUUUAGCUUAGGAUCAGAUAAGAAUAUACUAAAAAGUGGAUCAGAAUGUGCUGAGUCUGGGGUCAGCGAUACGUGGCAUCACUGUGCUUACCCAGGAGGCCUGAGACGCCUCUCCAUCAGAGCCCAAUGCUACCCAGCGCUCCUCUCCCCUUUUCCCAUUCCUUGGUCAACAUUAGUUGGUGGCCUGGCACCAAUGUCCAAGAGGUGGUGUGACAUAAAAGAGGCACCUCCUGGGGAGUCAGAUGACCUGGAUUCCAGCCCUGACCAUGCCAGGCUAACCACAUGGCCUUGAGCCUGCCACUCGACCUUGCUGGAACAGUUUCCUCCUGUGCUACGUGAGGAUGCUACUGCUUGUUUGAGAGACAAAGAAGAUCAAGGUGGUUAAGCACCCCCCAGCCCCAAAAGACUUGGACAAAUUGCAAAACCCAUAAAAGUCUUGCAGUGAGCUGCAUACUCCAUCGCUAGAUCGAAAGCCAAAUAGUUUUGUUGCGGUGAGUGUCACCACCCCUCCUCAGGCAUUCUGGACGAAGCAUGCACAGACGGAGAUCAUUGAGGGAACCAACAAUCCUAUAUUUCUAAGCAGUAUUGCCUUCUUUCAAGACUCUCUUAUCAAUCAGAUGACACAAGUCAAACUCUCCGUGUAUGAUGUCAAAGAUAGAUCUCAGGGAACAAUGUAUUUACUGGGCUCUGGAACGUUCAUUGUCAAAGAUCUGCUCCAGGACAGGCAUCAUAGGUUGCAUUUAACACUAAGGUCUGCAGAGAGUGACUGUGUGGGUAACAUCACCGUGAUUGGCUGGCAGAUGGAGGAGAAGUCAGACCAACGGCCCCCUGUGACCCGGUCUGUGGACACUGUCAAUGGGAGGAUGGUUCUUCCCGUCGAUGAGAGCUUGACGGAGGCAUUAGGAAUCCGAUCCAAAUACGCUUCAUUGCGAAAGGACACUUUGCUGAAAUCGGUGUUCGGCGGUGCCAUCUGCCGCAUGUACCGGUUUCCAACCACUGAUGGUAACCACUUGCGGAUCCUGGAGCAGAUGGCAGAGAGCGUGCUCUCCCUGCACGUGCCCCGGCAGUUCGUGAAGCUCCUACUAGAGGAAGAUGCAGCCAGAGUGUGUGAGCUGGAGGAGCUGGGAGAGCUGUCCCCUUGCUGGGAGAGCCUCCGGCGCCAAAUUGUCACCCAGUACCAGACCAUCAUCCUCACAUACCAGGAGAACCUGACCGACCUCCAUCAGUACAGAGGGCCCUCGUUUAAAGCAAGCAGUUUGAAAGCAGAUAAAAAGUUAGAAUUUGUUCCCACAAACUUGCACAUACAAAGGAUGAGAGUUCAAGACGAUGGAGGAUCAGAUCAGAACUACGACAUCGUCACCAUUGGGGCGCCAGCAGCACACUGCCAAGGUUUUAAGUCAGGAGGUCUCCGCAAAAAGCUGCACAAAUUUGAAGAGACCAAGAAACAUACAUCAUCUGGCUGCCAGUCCAUAAUCUACAUACCCCAGGAUGUUGUCAGAGCCAAGGAGAUCAUCGCCCAGAUCAACACCCUGAAAACCCAAGUGAGUUACUACGCAGAGCGGCUGUCAAGGGCAGCCAAGGACAGGUCUGCCACUGGCCUUGAGAGGACACUCGCCAUCUUAGCAGACAAGACACGGCAGCUGGUCACGGUCUGCGACUGCAAGCUCCUGGCCAACUCCAUCCAUGGGCUGAACGCUGCACGGCCUGACUACAUUGCCUCCAAGGCCUCUCCCACUUCGACUGAGGAGGAGCAGGUGAUGCUUAGAAAUGACCAGGACACUCUCAUGGCCCGGUGGACAGGGAGAAACAGCCGAUCUUCCCUGCAGGUGGACUGGCACGAGGAGGAGUGGGAGAAAGUGUGGCUGAACGUGGACAAGAGCCUAGAGUGCAUCAUUCAGCGUGUGGACAAGCUGCUGCAGAAGGAGCGGCUGCAUGGCGAGGGCUGUGAGGAUGUCUUCCCCUGUGCAGGCAGCUGCACCAGCAAGAAAGGUAACCCGGACAGCCACGCCUACUGGAUCAGACCAGAAGACCCCUUCUGUGAUGUCCCCUCCUCACCAUGCCCCUCCACCAUGCCCUCCGCUGCAUGCCAUCCUCAUCUGACCACACAUUGCAGUCCCCCUCCUGAAGAGUCCAGCCCAGGUGAAUGGAGUGAGGCCCUUUACCCGCUGCUGACCACUCUCACCGACUGCGUGGCCAUGAUGGGUGACAAGGCCAAGAAGGCCAUGGUAUUCCUGCUCAUGCAGGACAGCGCGCCCACCAUAGCCACCUACCUGAGCCUGCAGUACCGCCGUGACGUGGUCUUCUGCCAGACGCUGACCGCCCUCAUCUGCGGCUUCAUCAUUAAGCUGAGGAACUGCCUGCAUGACGACGGCUUCCUGCGCCAGCUCUACACCAUCGGGCUGCUGGCCCAGUUCGAGAGCCUGCUGAGCACCUACGGGGAGGAGCUGGCAAUGCUGGAGGACAUGAGCCUUGGGAUCAUGGACUUGAGGAACGUGACCUUCAAAGUCACUCAGGCCACUUCCAGCGCCUCCGCAGACAUGCUGCCCGUCAUCACAGGAAAUCGCGACGGGUUUAACGUGCGGGUCCCUCUGCCGGGCCCGCUGUUUGACGCCCUGCCCCGGGAGAUCCAGAGUGGCAUGCUGCUGCGAGUGCAGCCCGUCCUCUUCAACGUGGGCAUCAAUGAGCAGCAGACACUGGCCGAGAGGUUUGGCGAUACGUCUUUACAAGAAGUCAUCAACGUGGAGAGUUUGGUGCGGUUAAAUUCCUACUUUGAGCAGUUUAAGGAAGUUUUGCCUGAGGAUUGCCUGCCUCGGUCUCGCAGUCAGACGUGCCUGCCAGAGCUGCUGCGGUUUCUGGGUCAGAACGUGCAUGCCCGGAAGAAUAAGAACGUCGACAUUCUCUGGCAAGCUGCUGAGAUCUGCCGCCGCCUUAAUGGGGUCCGGUUCACCAGCUGCAAGAGCGCUAAGGACCGUACAGCCAUGUCGGUGACACUGGAGCAGUGCCUGAUCCUGCAACACGAGCAUGGCAUGGCCCCGCAGGUCUUCACCCAGGCCCUGGAGUGCAUGCGCAGUGAGGGUUGUCGAAGAGAAAAUACAAUGAAGAAUGUUGGAAGUCGCAAAUAUGCAUUUAAUUCCCUGCAGCUGAAGGCUUUCCCCAAGCAUUACAGGCCUCCCGAAGGGACUUACGGAAAAGUUGAAACGUGAACACACGGUUUCCUCUAAUUAGCUGUUACAUAAUAAAUGUGGGUACCCUCUAGUGUCAUAUAUGAAUUCUUCAAGAAGACCUGAAGGAUUGGUUUUUAUUUUUUGUGGUUUUUUAAAAAAAAACAUUUCACUAAAGAGUCUCUGGAGCAUGUUUUUUGUUUUUUGGGUUUUUUUCCCCAUUGGAAUCAAUAGGAGGUAAUGUUUGGCUCAAUAGUGUGGAUAGUAACAACUGCCUAUUUAAAUAGCCUUUGGCUGUAACUACACAGAUCUCAUCAAUAGUUACCUACAUGAAUCAAGCUAGGUUUGUCUGAAAUGCUAGAAGACUUUUUCAAAUGCCUGCUUGCUCACUUAUUUUUCUACAGAGUAACUCAAAAGUAACCAUUGAAUUACAAUCCACUUUGUAAAAAUCUGAAUGUAAAACAGUAAAUAAUAAAUUAAAUAAUUGGAUCCUAGGCAUACCAAUAAAUGUUAUUUGGGGAAAGAAGCUAGCACUAUCUCAUGCAGUGAGAAUAACGGGUUCUAGUGAAUUAUCCUAUCUACACUACCACCUGAAGAAGUUGAAAGAAAGAUUGAUAAAUCAACGGGAGAUAAGACUUUAUUAGAAGGUAACACCUGCAAGGUACCCCACAUAGUUGGGGCCACUCUUUUUUCUGUCCCUUAUGAGUUACAGAACAGGGAGUCUGCUGGAGACACAAAGCCAGCAGUAAGGUCCCUUUAGCCUGUCUCCUGUUCUCUGAAGCUCCCUGCCGAGGCUCCCUCACGCCGAGGACACAUCUCCCCUUCUUCUCUAGAUGUUAAUGUAGGGCCUCAGAUGUGGCAUGUCAACACUCCCAUGGGGAAUUUAUGACCAUAGAGAUAGUAGGAACCUAAAUAUUUUCAGAAAAAAAAUUUUUUUUUGCAGGAUUUCCAAUUUAUCUUUGAAAAGACAGUACAAUCAUGUUUGAAUGUCUGAUGAAAGUGUCUUAUUUUUAGGUUUGCAAUAAUUGUUACUUAUUCUCAUUCUUAUGUAAGAUGACUAUUGAGAAACAGUUGAAAUUUAUUCUCCUCAAAUGAGAUUUUGAAAGGGAUUUAUGGGCCAUAAAACUUAGGAAUUUCAUAGAAAAUUUUGUCUGGUCAUCUUUUAUAAGAUGAUGAUGAGUCUUAUCUGCACAUAGCAGAGUUUGUUUCUUAGGAGUUUAUAUGUUUUAUUGAUUCUGUUUAUGAUGUUUACAUGUUCUUGAAAAGGUUGUAAAAGAAAUACAUAUGGCACAUAUUAAUGAUGCUGAUCCUAAUGAUUUGUGAACCUCUUAGAAAUUCUUAUGUCUAAAAGCCUAGAGAUUCUUCUGGUUCCUUUAGAAACAUGUAACAAACUUGGGCCAGGGGUGCUGAGGCAUGGGGAGGACUGCUUAUUGGCAGGAACACAGAGGGGGUGGGCAUCAGGUAGGGUGGAACUGGAUGACCUUCCAGACCCCCUCCUACUCAGAAGUCAGCAUGCAAGCAGCGCCUGCUGUCUCCCGAUGCCUGCAGGGAGGAAAAUGUCUGUGAAGGACACUUUAAUGAAGGACGAAGCUCUGUGCUGCUCCCUCAAAGCUGAGUUCACCGUGGCAGGCAGGAGGCAGAGAAGCUCCUGCCUGCCAAACCCACUGCACAGGUGGCUGCUGCUGGUAUCAGAUUCUCCUUUUUAAGUGUCAAUUUCUGUUCACAGACAGUUUGUUUUCAAUAUGGCUGAUUUACCCUUUCACCUCUCCACCAUCUCAUUUAAUUUGUAAAUUUUUAGUUCCGUCUUUUCUCAUUUUAACUUUUAAAAAAUCUCCUUGCUUUUUAAAAAUAAAUAUUACCCACAUCGUUUUCAGAUCUUUUUUGUCUGGAGAGCAUUAAAUAUCUGCACUCAUCAAAGGGAAUAUAGCAAAUGUGGAUCAUCUGUCAGCAGUUUUGCAUGUGACACCUUUAUAUGAAUUAUUUUCCCAAUUUUUGCUCUAUGUAAUGGGUCACCAUAAAACUGUAAGAUUUGGCAAAUGCUAUAGAAAAGGUUCAGGUUUCAGUAUUCUCUCUGAAGGCAUCGUUCCUGGGCUUCCAGCAGCAUCACACGCUUCCAGUGCCUGCAGGGUGAGGGUGUGUUGCACAGAGGCAAGCAGCUCCUCUCUUCUGUAGGAGCUUUGAGUUUUCAGAGGUGCAGGGAAGGCAGUUUUACAGGUUACCGUAAAAUAGAGGUUCCGUCCAGUGUUCCUUAUAAUGCCUCCCCAUCUAAAAAGAAAAGAGAUCUAUGGAAAACUGGGAAUGUAAUGUGGAUUCUGUCAGAGCUCCUACAGAGCACAGUUGCCUUUAGUUUCCUUUAAAGAUGUAAAAAUAUUGUAUAAUACAGUUUUGUCCCUACACAAUUGUAUUUGCCAAGCUUAGUGCAUUAUGAUACCUUUAUUUAUUUGUUUUGGGCAGUAUUACUAUAUAUAUAUAUAAACAUACAGUUACUGUUUUAUAUAUUCUUAGGUCAUUCAAAGCCAUGUAUGCUGUAAAUGUGCUAGUCUUUAGAAUGACACAUAAUAAAUAACUGACAAGAUAUUAAAUGUGGUCUUGCCUGAUUCAUCCUAUUAGGAGGACUAGUUCUAUGUGACCAGCCUGUGACUGGACCAUUGUUCUUGGGCAUUGCGUUGAGUGCUCGGGUGCUGAAUACAUGUUUGUAAACAUGGGACCAUGGGAGACUUCCAUUUUAUAAGCUUGUUUCUGCCUAAUUUGAAGCAGAGGGGCAACAGCGUUGAGGUUAAGAGCACGGACUUUGGGAACAGACAGACCAGGUCCCAAUCCUGGUUCUGCCCCUGACUGGCUGGUGACUCUGAGCAAGUUGCUUGACCUCUCCAAGCCUCCGUUUCCUCAUGUGCAAAGUGUGGACAACAACAGUACCUUCCUCAUAAGGAACGUGCGACGCGCCUCAGAAGUACGUGUUCAUAAAUGGUAGCCAUUGUUGUUACCUUCCCGUCUGUGAACAUGGAUCACAUCAUCUCUGUGGGCAGCCCAGUCCUCGUUGUAUGACUUGUCAAAAUGCAGUUCCACUUGUAUUAAUAUUGACCCUGUUCAUCGUCACCAGGACUGCAUCUUGCACCACUGUGCCGUCUUCUAGGCACACAUGACCCGUUAUCUCCCUUGGAAAAAUUCCUCUCACUGGAAAUGUACAAUUAAAGGAUGAUUGAAAUGUUUAA